This is a messenger RNA of Schistocerca nitens (vagrant locust), 2212 nucleotides long. It is a transcript of the gene Inx7, whose product is annotated as innexin inx7. The transcript is spliced from 3 exons. The record is from RefSeq and is a predicted model, not a curated record. NCBI's taxonomy places the organism in Eukaryota, Metazoa, Arthropoda, Insecta, Orthoptera, Acrididae. Gene Ontology annotation, cellular component: gap junction; plasma membrane. Bases 78 to 1304 code for a protein of 408 amino acids. Gene Ontology annotation, molecular function: gap junction channel activity. Gene Ontology annotation, biological process: phototransduction.
CUGUUACUUACGAGCCGAGCGUAAGAGGCGCUGUUCCUAUUUUUUUGUGGCUGUAUUCUUGGACCCAACGACACGUAAUGCUCAAAACGUUCGAACAGUUCAACAAGAACAUCAGGUUCAAAGUGAAGCUUGUCAACAUCGACAACGUGGUGUUCAAGCUGCACUACCGCGUCACCUUCGUCCUGCUUAUGGUCUUCACGGUCCUGGUGACGAGCCGCCAGUACAUCGGAGAACACAUCCGCUGCAUCAACGACAGUGGCGUCCCGACCAACGUGACCGAGACGUUCUGCUUCUUCACGAGUACGUACACAGUGGUCCGCCAUCUGGACCCGUCGCUGAGUGGUGAUGUGAUCCAGCCUGGAGUGGGACCAUACGAGGAGGGCGAACCGGUAGUGCGACAUGCCUACUACCAGUGGGUGCCGUUCGUACUGUUUCUGCAGGCCCUCGCCUUCUACACCCCACACUGGAUAUGGCGCAAAAUGGAAGGAGGUCGCCUCAAAGUCAUCGUCAACUUGUUCGAGUACGCAGCUCUCGCCAGCUGUGAUUCAGACAUUACCAUCAACAAAAAGAAGAUACCGUCCCGAAAGGCACGGGAAGAGAACAUAGCUGUGGUGAGGAAGGCGUUCCUGGAGCGUCUGCACCUGAACCGGCCGUGGGCGAUGUGGAUGGUGUUCUGCGAAGUGCUCAACGCGGUCAACCUGGUGGCGCAGUUCGCGCUCACCAACGCCUUCCUGGGUGGGCAGUUCCUCUCGCUCGGGCCUAAGGUCGUCGAGACCAGUGGCGAUGACGCUGACAUCCUAGACAUCGUAUUUCCCAAGGUGACGAAGUGCACCUUCCACAAAUACGGUCCGUCGGGCAGCCUGCAAAAGCACGACGCGCUGUGCGUGAUGGCGCUCAACAUCAUCAACGAGAAAAUCUACGUGUGCCUGUGGUUCUGGUUCGUCAUCCUGUCCGUGGCCACGGCGCUGGGUCUCCUCUGGCGCCUCUUCACCUUUGUCUUCCACUCGCGCAGCAACGCCUUCAACCGGCGCAUCUUCAAGCUGGCCACGCCCCAGCAACUGGAGCCGUACGAGAUGAUCACCGUCACCCGGAAGUGCUACUACUCCGACUGGCUCUUCCUCUACUACCUCGCCAAGAACCUUGACGGGUUUGUCUUCAAGGACAUCUUCGUCGGCCUCGCCAUAGAUUUCGACAACGCCGACACCAAAGCGCUCGAGGAUCUAGCCGACGGCGCCAGUUCAAAGGCUACUACUAUCGUCACCGAUGAGGAGAAGGAACCUCUUCAGGAGAAGAAAGACUCCUGAGUCUUCGGUGCGCUAGCAGCAGUUACUCCUACACAGUAACUGCUGUGAGGAUACAAAGACUGACAGCUGUGAAACGAAUCGACCCAUUCGUUUGCUGCUCCUCCCAAACUUGGAACCGGGAACUCGUUAUUCACGUCAACGUCUUACAACUUAUUUAGAUGCUGCACGAUACGCUGCGGGGCUGGCAAUGGAUAUCUUUCAAUAUUAAUCUUGUGUCAAAUGCUGCACUUUGCAAUAUUUUCUUUAUUUUCUAUAUUCAGGAAACGAUCAAAUACUAGUCACGUAACUGCUUGUAUAUAACUCCCCACCGAAACCCUUUACCCUUUCUAUACUUCCCAGGCCUCUCCUCUUCAUCUUAGUCUAAGUGUGUGUGUUUGGACACGUGAUUAUCUGCAGGCAUCCGUGCACACUCGUGAGCAUGUGCACACAUGUACAUACUUGUGUGACUAACACGAGUAUCGUUUUCAAGGUGUUUUGCAAUUCUUUCUUUAUAUUUUAUUUUUGAGAAAUGUAUUACUUUUAAGUUGCGAGAGAUGUUUUUUUUUCUGCCAGGUUCAAUGUGAUUCCGUAAGUGACUGUCUUUUAGAUUCAAAAUUUAAUUAACGAUGUUUUUCUGAAAAUAAUAAACCUUUAUUCAGUUUUUUCCUAGGUUAACAAUUUGAGCGUUUUAAUUCAGUCUCACUGUACAUGAUGAUUGUAUGAUGAGAAAAUAGUAAACUAGAAUAUUUUUAAAAAAUAAGUGAUCUAAACUUUUCCUUUGACAGAUCCUUUUGUGCGUACUAAGAAAGACAGCCCAUAGUUCAUAAACUUAAAGAAGUAUACCAGGCUGUGAAUCAUCAGGCAACCUCUACUCAUAGAGCAGGAGACUCAACACGUUCCCACUCACGGGAAGUUACGUUCCGUACUAA